CUGCCUGAUCUCUGUUCAGAGGAGAUGGAAAAGGGAAAUCACUCAGAGGUGACUGAGUUCAUUCUCUCAGGAUUGACAGAUCGUCCGGACCUGCAGGUCCCCUUGUUUGGGGUGUUCCUACUGAUUUAUGGCAUCACCCUGCUGGGGAACGGGGGGAUGAUUUUGUUAAUCACAAUGGAUCCCCGACUCCACACCCCCAUGUACUUGUUCCUUAGUAAUUUGUCUUUCUGUGACCUCUGCUUUUCCUUGAUAAUUUCCCCUAAGAUGUUGCUGAAUUUCUUAACCGAGAGGAAAAGCAUUUCUUUCACUGCCUGUGCUGUGCAACUGUUUCUCUGUAUCAUUUUUGCAGAUGUUCAGUGCCUUUUGCUGGCUGUGAUGGCGUAUGACCGUUAUGUGGCCAUCUGUAACCCGCUGCUCUAUACGGUCACUAUGUCCAGGCAGCUUUGUAAAGAGCUGGUGGCUGGGGUGUACGCUGUGGGGGUGGUGGAUUCAAUGAUACACACAUGUUUUACAUUUCGGCAGUCAUUCUGCAGUUCUAACAUCAUCAAUCAUUUCUUCUGUGACAUCCCCCCGCUGCUCGCACUCUCCUGUUCUGACACCCGCAUCAAUGAGAUUAUGACAUUUGCUUUCAUGAGCUGCAUUGUAGUGAGUAGCUUUGUGACUGUCCUCCUCUCCUAUUUCUAUAUCAUCUCCACCAUCCUUCAGAUCAGUUCUUCCAAGAGCCGGCGCAAAACCUUCUCCACCUGCUCGUUCCACUUGACUGCUGUGGUCCUGUUUUAUGGCACUCAAGUCUUCAUGUAUUUACGUCCCCCCUCCAGCUAUCCCAUGGACAGAGACAGAGUGGCCUCAGUGUUUUACACGCUGGUGAUCCCCAUGUUGAACCCACUCAUCUACAGCCUGAGGAACACGGAGGUGAAGGACGCCCUGAGGAGAGCAAUGAAUAAACUCCUAACCAUUCUUGAAUCUGUUUAA
Caretta caretta (loggerhead turtle) is the source of this 972-nucleotide messenger RNA. RefSeq names its product olfactory receptor 5W2-like. Lineage: Eukaryota; Metazoa; Chordata; Testudines; Cheloniidae. Gene Ontology annotation, molecular function: G protein-coupled receptor activity; olfactory receptor activity. The record is from RefSeq and is a predicted model, not a curated record. Gene Ontology annotation, cellular component: membrane. Gene Ontology annotation, biological process: G protein-coupled receptor signaling pathway.